Molecule: messenger RNA, 2244 nt
Organism: Alternaria atra
Lineage: Eukaryota; Fungi; Ascomycota; Dothideomycetes; Pleosporales; Pleosporaceae
Exons: 1
Coding region: 1-2244 (747 amino acids)
Biological process (GO): intracellular signal transduction; mitotic cell cycle
Cellular component (GO): nucleus; cytoplasm
Molecular function (GO): histone H3T3 kinase activity
Source: RefSeq, a predicted model, not a curated record
AUGCCCGCAAAAGUCGUAUAUGGAAAGAAGAGGAAUGGAGAACGAACUGCAUUCACAAAGUUCCUUUCUCCUGAGAAAGGAGCUGCGCACAGGGAAAUUGAGGACGAAAAUACGACUAGCGGCGCGACACGUGAUCGGCGGCCGCCAACAGAACGGGAAGGAGUCGAUAUCUCGGUGUUAGAGCAGGGAUUAGGAAAACUACGAAUAGAGCAAACAAAGCCCGCGGAAGAUGAGGGUACAUCAAGAAAACGGUCGAGAUCACGCAAAACGAAGUGUGGAGUUAAUGAAGAUACCACAAAGGAGAAUGAUGUCCCAUUUGGCGAUGUCUUGGAACAGAGCAUGCAGGCUCUAUCGAUCAAGGCCACGAAGGAGGAUGAGUCCAAGAUGCUCAAGGAACCACGUAAACCCCGAAAGGUACUAAGUGACCGCAACAUCAACGUCUUGCACAAUGUCGACGAAUUAGCCCGAUCAGCCCCGAAACCGAAAAAAGAGAAGAAACGUGUGGUGCCUAUCGCGGUCGCCCAAGACGUUAUUACCACACCUAUAAUAACCCCAGUACAGAUAGAUCCAGCCCAACCAAAACCGGCAUCAAUACAAUCAGUAGCGUGUCUACCUACGCCCGAACCUACGCCUGAGCCUGAAGAUGUCUACACUUCUUAUGCUUCCCCACUACUGGCUCUCAGCGAUAGAAAGAAGGUUGUAGGAUUUCAGGAGUGGUCAGACGAGCUGGAACCGCACUUUAAGAUCACCAAGAUCGCAGAAGCUUCCUUCUCAGAAGUAUACCGGUUGUCUGCAAUAUCGCCCGCGAACGGAAUCAAAGAGGAGUCGGUACUCAAAGUCGUAGCGCUCAAGACACCACCAGCUGUUCCUCUACCAAGCCAACUACACACUCGUGCAGUUCGAGACCGCGAAGCCCAGUUGGAGAAAGAAAUGGAACAACGCGAACAGGACGAUGCGUACAAAUCACAGGUUGAUGAUGUUGUUUCCGAGGUUAAGCUCCUUCAGAAUCUCACCCAUAUCCCUGGUUUUACCGUCUUCCGUGACCUUACGAUUGUACAAGGUAGACCUUCGGCCUCCUUCAACGAUGCAUGGAAGGAAUGGAACAAGGCACGGCCACGUGGCAAGAAGAGCGAAUUCCCUGACCCAAGUAAAAAGACUAGCUAUGACGAAUAUCAGCUCUGGGCGGUGGUGGAGAUGCAAGACGCCGGUACAGAUUGCGAGAAGAUCAUGGAGACGGGCGGCAUGUCAUCGAUAUGGGAAGUCUGGGAUGUCUUCUGGGGUGCGGCGAUUAGUGUAGGAAAAGCAGAAGAGGCAUGUCAGUUCGAGCAUCGCGAUUUGCAUCUCGGCAAUAUUUGUGUUCGGUCUUCACGCACAGGGGGGGAUGUGCUGCAGGCUUCUAUCAAAGAACCCUUGCGUCGCAAACUCCGCUUUACUGGGCUCGAUACCACUGUCAUCGAUUACACUUUGUCACGCGCAGAUAUCCUCGCUUCUCAGUCCCGGUCCCGGAGAAUAUCGACCAUGUCGCACGUUUCAAGCUCUACGGCCGCGUCUGCAAGUGAAGAAAAGGUUGAAGUGGCUUAUCUGGAUCUCAACAAAGAUCUCGCGCUCUUCCAAGGCGACGCAAGUGAGGAAUACCAGUACGAAAUAUACCGCUACAUGCGCGGCGUGGCGCUUUUCGAUAACCCACUACAAUGCGAACUGUUAGAUGUACCACAAGAAGAGGAAGAGAUAGAAGAACAGGAGGAAGAGGAGGAGCUAGAGCGAGUGCCAGUCACACCCCAACGCUCACCUAGGAAGAACACGCAUAUUCGCUUCGACUCGGACGACGAACCACCUAUGCCCCGACGAUCGCCCAGGAAACACAAUGACGAAGCUGUACCUGAGAUUGAACAAAGUCUCGAAGUGGAGGAGGGGGGGCCUGAAGAAGACAUCUGGCGCGAUUUCCAUCCCAAGACAAAUCUCGUCUGGUUGCACUUCCUCCUCCACAAAUUACUCAACCACCUCGCUGCUCUCUCGUCCCCGCCACAUCACGUCUCCUCUCGUUCUAUUGUCUCCAAACACGGCGACGUGGAUAAGAAGAAAGUUGAGAAGAAGGCUCUGAGGCUGUACAAGGUCUUGCAAAGGGUCAGUGAGCUGCUAUGUCCUGUUGCGCUGGGCAGAGAGGAGGGAUUGGGUAGCGCGAAGGAGUUGGUGGUACUUGCGUUGGAAGAACGGUGGGUUAGGGUCGAGGAUGUUGAGGGUUGA